Molecule: messenger RNA, 3210 nt
Organism: Perognathus longimembris pacificus (Pacific pocket mouse)
Lineage: Eukaryota; Metazoa; Chordata; Mammalia; Rodentia; Heteromyidae
Product: teneurin-2-like
Exons: 5
Coding region: 1-2967 (988 amino acids)
Biological process (GO): heterophilic cell-cell adhesion; neuron development
Cellular component (GO): neuron projection
Molecular function (GO): protein homodimerization activity; protein heterodimerization activity; cell adhesion molecule binding
Source: RefSeq, a predicted model, not a curated record
AUGGUGGGCGGCACGGCCGUCCCCCCGAACCCUUCCCACGGGGUGGUGCGCCCCAGGGGAGGGUGCCGGUCACCCACGGUGCCCCCCCGCACCCCCAACCACCACGGCGCAGUCCUGCGCCCCAGCGCCCGCACACGGCUCCCCGGCCUGGCCCGUGCCCCCCCCCCCGGGCCGGGCGGCGCCCCUGAAGCCACGGCGCCCGUCCUGUCUCCCCAGGUCCACGGCAGGAACCUGCUGUCCAUCGACUACGACCGCAACAUCCGCACGGAGAAGGUGUACGACGACCACCGCAAGUUCACGCUGCGGAUCAUCUACGACCAGGCCGGCCGGCCCUUCCUCUGGCUGCCCAGCAGCGGCCUGGCCGCCGUCAACGUCUCCUACUUCUUCAACGGCCGCCUGGCAGGCCUGCAGCGCGGCGCCAUGAGCGAGAAGAUCGACAUCGACAAGCAGGGCCGCGUCGUCUCCCGCAUGUUCGCCGACGGCAAGGUGUGGAGCUACUCCUACCUGGACAAGUCCACGGUGCUGCUGCUGCAGAGCCAGCGGCAGUACGUGUUCGAGUACGACGCGUCGGAGCGGCUGCAGGCCGUCACCAUGCCCAGCGUGGCCCGCCACAGCAGCAACGCGUCCGUCAUCUUCGACUACAGCGACGACGGCCGCAUCCUCAAGACCUCGUUCCUGGGCACGGGCCGCCAGGUGUUCUACCGCUACGGCAAGCUGUCCAAGCUGUCGGAGAUCGUGUACGACAGCACGGCCGUCACGUUCGGCUACGACGAGACCACGGGCGUGCUGAAGAUGGUGAACCUGCAGAGCGGCGGCUUCUCCUGCACCAUCCGCUACCGCAAGAUCGGGCCGCUGGUGGACAAGCAGAUCUACCGCUUUUCGGAGGAGGGCAUGAUCAACGCCCGCUUCGACUACACCUACCACGACAACAGCUUCCGCAUCGCCAGCGUCAAGCCGGUCAUCAGCGAGACGCCGCUGCCCGUCGACCUGUACCGCUACGACGAGAUCUCGGGCAAGGUGGAGCACUUCGGCAAGUUCGGCGUCAUCUACUACGACGUGAACCAGAUCAUCACCACGGCGGUGAUGACGCUGAGCAAGCACUUCGACACGCACGGGCGCGUGAAGGAGGUGCAGUACGAGAUGUUCCGCUCGCUCAUGUACUGGAUGACGGUGCAGUACGACAGCAUGGGGCGCGUGGUGAAGCGCGAGCUCAAGCUGGGGCCCUACGCCAACACCACCAAGUACACGUACGACUACGACGGCGACGGGCAGCUGCAGGCCGUGGCCGUCAACGACCGGCCCACCUGGCGCUACAGCUACGACCUCAACGGCAACCUGCACCUGCUCAACCCGGGCAGCAGCGCGCGCCUCACGCCGCUGCGCUACGACCUGCGCGACCGCAUCACCCGGCUGGGCGACGUGCAGUACCGGAUCGACGAGGACGGCUACCUGUGCCAGCGCGGCGCCGACGUGUUCGAGUACAACUCCAAGGGCCUCCUCACCCGCGCCUACAACAGGGCCGGCGGCUGGAGCGCGCAGUACCGCUACGACGGCGUGGGCCGCCGCGCCUCCUACAAGACCAACCUGGGCCACCACCUGCAGUACUUCUACUCCGACCUCUACAACCCCACGCGCGUCACCCACGUCUACAACCACUCCAACUCCGAGAUCACCUCGCUCUACUACGACCUGCAGGGCCACCUGUUCGCCAUGGAGAGCAGCAGCGGGGAGGAGUACUACGUGGCGUCGGACAACACGGGCACGCCGCUGGCCGUCUUCAGCAUCAACGGCUUCAUGAUGAAGCAGCUGCAGUACACGGCCUACGGCGAGGUCUACUACGACUCCAACCCCGACUUCCAGAUGGUCAUCGGCUUCCACGGGGGCCUCUACGACCCGCUCACCAAGCUGGUGCACUUCACGCAGCGCGACUACGACGUGCUGGCCGGCCGCUGGACCUCCCCCGACUACGCCCUGUGGAAGGCCGUGGGCCGCGAGCCCGCCCCCUUCAACCUCUACAUGUUCAAGGGCAACAACCCGCUCAGCAACGAGCUCGACCUCAAGAACUACGUCACGGACGUGAAGAGCUGGCUUGUGAUGUUUGGGUUUCAGCUCAGCAACAUCAUCCCCAGCUUCCCCAGAGCCAAAAUGUACUUCGUGCCUCCGCCCUAUGAGCUGUCCGAGAGCCAGGCGAGCGAGAGCGGGCAGCUCAUCACCGGCAUCCAGCAGACCACCGAGCGGCACAACCAGGCCUUCAUGGCCCUGGAGGGCCAGGUCAUCUCCAAGAAGCUGCACGCGGGCGGCCGGGAGAAGGCGGGGCGCUGGUUCGCCACCACCACGCCCAUCAUCGGCAAGGGCGUCAUGUUCGCCAUCAAGGAGGGCCGGGUGACCACGGGCGUGUCCAGCCUGGCCAGCGAGGACAGCCGCAAGGUGGCGUCGGUGCUCAACAACGCCUACUACCUGGAGAGGAUGCACUACAGCAUCGAGGGCAAGGACACGCACUACUUCGUGAAGAUCGGGGCGGCCGACGGCGACCUGGUCACGCUGGGCACCACGCUGGGCCGCAAGGCGCUGGACAGCGGGGUGAACGUGACGGUGUCGCAGCCCACGCUGCUGGUGAACGGCCGCACGCGCCGCUUCACCAACAUCGAGUUCCAGUACUCCACCCUGCUGCUGAGCAUCCGCUACGGCCUCACGCCCGACACGCUGGACGAGGAGAAGGCGCGCGUCCUGGACCAGGCCCGGCAGCGCGCGCUGGGCACCGCCUGGGCCAAGGAGCAGCGGCGCGCCCGGGACGGCCGCGAGGGCAGCCGGCUGUGGACGGAGGGCGAGCGGCAGCAGCUGCUGAGCACCGGCCGCGUGCAGGGCUACGAGGGCUACUACGUGCUGCCGGUGGAGCAGUACCCAGAGCUGGCGGACAGCACCAACAACAUCCAGUUCUUGAGACAGAACGAGAUGGGCAGGAGGUAACGGCACGGCCCGCCGCCAUCUCUGUCUGGAUGGCUCCGCCGAAUCCCGGGAGGUCCUCUCCUAAGGAGACGCAGACCGGGGGCCCUGGAGCCGGGCCGCUUCAGGAUCGCCAGUGGCAGGGAAAGCUCACAUUUUUUUGAGUUCCGAUGCUGCUAUGUAAGCACCCACGUCGUUCCUCAUCCUGAAGUAGAUUAGACCCUGGCGGCCGCCCUCCGCCACGCCGCACCGACCCCACGGAGGAAC